AUGGCAGCAGAGGUGGCGAUGAACGACGAGGACGAGCAGCAGGGAUACACCUGGGAAGUGGACUAUGCUGAAGGUUCGAGACGCUUCUUAUCCGUUCUUAAUAACAAACAUAAGUACAGCGCUUUUGUACGUCUCCUGUUAGUCAUCUCUGUGGCCUACGUGAGACCGUCAUACUAA
Gongylonema pulchrum is the source of this 177-nucleotide messenger RNA. The record is from the annotation of a GenBank genome assembly. NCBI's taxonomy places the organism in Eukaryota, Metazoa, Nematoda, Chromadorea, Rhabditida, Gongylonematidae.